Messenger RNA from Telopea speciosissima, 1074 nucleotides. RefSeq names its product tRNase Z TRZ1. The transcript is spliced from 8 exons. The record is from RefSeq and is a predicted model, not a curated record. NCBI's taxonomy places the organism in Eukaryota, Viridiplantae, Streptophyta, Magnoliopsida, Proteales, Proteaceae. Bases 15 to 938 code for a protein of 307 amino acids.
ACUCCUUCCUUUUGAUGAUCAAUUCUCUAGCAAAGCUGAUGGAAAUGGAGAGAGGGGACUCUAAGUCUAGAGAAGACCCUGAUUCAGUCCCAUAUUCAAAGAAGCAAAAGGGUAUUGACAUUGAAGGAUAUCCUAUCGAGGGCCUAUCUAUUGGAGGGCAAGAGACAUGCAUAAUUUUCCCUUCGCUCAAGAUUGCCUUUGACAUUGGCAGGUGCCCCCAGCGUGCCAUCUCGCAGGAGUUCCUCUUCAUCUCGCAUGGUCACAUGGAUCACAUAGGAGGACUUCCAAUGUAUGUUGCCACUCGAGGCUUGUACAGUAUGAGACCACCUACAAUUAUUGUUCCAAGAGCUAUAAAGGAAAAUGUAGAAAAUCUAUUUGAGGUGCACAGAGCAAUGGACCAAUCUGAAUUGAAGCACAAUCUAAUUGGAUUGAAUGUGGGGGAAGAAUUUCAGUUGAGGAAAGACCUCAAAGUAAGAGCAUUCAAGACUUACCAUGUCAUACCAAGCCAGGGUUAUGUUGUUUACUCUGUGAGGCAUAAACUUAAGCAGGAGUAUAUUGGCCUUUCUGGGAAUGAGAUCAAGAGCUUGAAGUUAUCAGGUGUGGAGAUUACAUAUACUGUCACGUUUCCUGAGAUUGCUUUUACGGGAGACACCAUGUCUGAUUUCAUAGCUGACCCCGACAAUGUUGAUGCUUUGAGGGCAAGGAUACUUGUAAUGGAGAGCACCUUUGUUGACAAUGCAAUGACUGUGGAAAAUGCAAGAGAUUAUGGACACACUCAUUUGUCUGAGAUAGUUAAUUAUGCUGAUAAGUUCGAGAACAAAGCAAUUCUUCUAAUACACUUCUCAGCUCGCUACCAUGCCGAUGAGAUCCAAUCAGCUGUUUCUUCCUUGCCUCCACCUUUGGGUGGUCGGGUUUUUGCACUCACAGAAGGUUUUUGAUGAGAGAUUCAGAGGCUAUGGUAUGUCUGGGCAUUACUUUCCUGGUGAAGAGCUUAUGAUCUACUCAUUUUCUCCCCCCAAACCUCAUGUAGUAAUUUGGGAUUUUGCUGAUGUUGGUAAUUCUUUGGUAUAGCCC